UCUCAAAAUGAAAAUUGUAUUUCCGAUAACACAUGAACGCAGCAGUAGCGUUUGUUGAACUCGUGCAGAGCCGAACAGCCUCACCAACUACAACAAUGAGUGUGAGCAAGCAUGUCCGGCUAGUUUGAAUUGAAGUUUACUUCAGUGAACUGCCGGUAAUAUUCACUACAUGUGCUUAUUGGAGGUUUCCGAAGCGCUGUGUUAAAUGGAGCUAGAGGACCAAUGGUGGAAAGGACAACUCGCUGCAGAUAUAUACCAGGCGCUACGAUACAAAGAGCUCAAGUUGCCUUCCUACAAAGGCCAGUCUCCUCAGAUCAACUUGAGACGAUACUUUGCAGACCUCAUAGCCAUCGUCAGCAACCGCUUCAGGCUGUGUACGGCAGCCCGACACCUGGCCGUCUACCUUCUGGACCUCUUCAUGGACCGCUAUGAUGUCACGGUGCAGCAGCUUCACAUGGUCUCGCUCUCAUGUCUUCUUUUGGCCAGUAAAUUUGAGGAAAGGGAGGAUCGGGUGCCCAAGCUGGAGACCCUGAACAGCCUGGGCUGCAUGAGCUCCAUGAACCUGGUGCUGACCAAGCAGGGCUUACUUCACAUGGAGCUGCUCCUGCUGGAAACCUUCCAGUGGAACUUGUACCUCCCUACAGCCGCUCAUUUCAUAGAAUACUACCUGUCUAUUGCCGUCCAUGAGGGAGACCUCCAUGAUGGCUGGCCAAUGACAUGCCUGGAGAAGACCAAACUAUACAUGGCCAAGUAUGCUGAUUACUUCCUUGAGGUUUCCUUGCAAGAUCAUGUGUUUUUGUGUUUUGCCCCCUCACUGGUGUCUGCUGCGUGUGUGGCUACCUCCCGCCUCAUCCUGCACCUGUCUCCGACAUGGCCCCCCCGACUGCAGCGCCUCACAGGCUACACGUGGGACAACCUGGUCCCAUGUGCCGAGAAACUACUCAUUGCACAUGACAGUGACGUCAAAGAGGCCAACAAGCAGAAGUGCCAGCAGCCCGGCCAGCAGCAGCAGCAGCAGCAGCAGGGCCAGACGGUGUACCACGGUUCAGGCCAGACAGCCACUGCGGCCCAGUACCUGCACCGGCCCAGCGUGCAGUAUCCCCAGCAGGCUCCGCAGCCGGGCCUGGCCCCUAACCACAGGCCUGCCUCCUACCUCAGCCACUCCACCGCCGGCCUGCAGGCUCCCAACGGCAACACCCAGACCAUCUCUGCCUCACAGGAUCAGAAGUCCAGCAUUCCCAACAGGGCUUACCAAGUCAGCAUGCACUACACCUGCGCUGCUCCGUGCUUCGACAGAUGAUGGAUUUUCAAGAUGGGGGAGGAAGAGAUGUGAUGUGUUUCGCUUGAACGUGGCAGAAUACACUGAAGGAAAAAAAGGUGUUUUUAAUUUGGAGAGACUUGAUAAGAUUGGUACAGCACUUUGAACCAUUGCGUAUGCAAAUGCGCAGUAUGCAUACUCUGUUUACUCUGUUUAAUUUUCUGUGGAGAACCUGCAUUAGGAUUCUUCUCUUUUUUUGUUGAGAUAUCAGGUAUGAAUGUUGUUGUGAGGUGGCUAGAGGCAGAGUUUGCACCACUGUACCCACUAGUGUCACUGUAUAAUUUAGCUAGAGACCAAAAGUCUUGUAUUUAUUUGAGCCAAAUUACCUCAGAAGUAUUGAAUGUACAAAUAUUUUGUGCCUGAAGCCUUUAAGUUAAGGGCAGUUACAAAAAGGGACUUUUGUUAGUUUGUGGUUGAUAUUGGAGAGCACAGUUUGUGUAGGUGUUACCCUCGAACGAUUUCUUUCUUUCUUUUUUUGAUGUUUAAUUUGUAAAACUAAGGGAGAAAAAAAAAAGUCCUCUAGAUGUCACAAUUUAUUUGUAGAGAAAAUUGUUGCUCCUCUGUACAAAGAGGAUUUCAGUCAGUGCUGUGCACUUCUAUGAUAAUAGUUUUAAAUAAAAUACAAAUAUGUGUUAGUUGAACUGAGA
This is a messenger RNA of Cottoperca gobio, 1965 nucleotides long. RefSeq names its product cyclin J (gene ccnj). The transcript is spliced from 6 exons. The record is from RefSeq and is a predicted model, not a curated record. The coding region runs from base 206 to 1300 and encodes 364 amino acids. NCBI's taxonomy places the organism in Eukaryota, Metazoa, Chordata, Actinopteri, Perciformes, Bovichtidae.